Bubalus bubalis (water buffalo) is the source of this 3697-nucleotide messenger RNA. RefSeq names its product zinc finger protein 567 (gene ZNF567). Gene Ontology annotation, biological process: regulation of transcription by RNA polymerase II. The transcript is spliced from 7 exons. Lineage: Eukaryota; Metazoa; Chordata; Mammalia; Artiodactyla; Bovidae. Bases 74 to 3043 code for a protein of 989 amino acids. Gene Ontology annotation, molecular function: DNA-binding transcription factor activity, RNA polymerase II-specific; RNA polymerase II cis-regulatory region sequence-specific DNA binding. The record is from RefSeq and is a predicted model, not a curated record.
CUUAGGGGCCCAGAGGAGGGGGCGUGAAUUGGGAGUUCCGGCCCAGGAGAGCAGACAAGGGAAGCGGUACCUGAUGGGGAGCCUAGGGGGGAAGCCGGGAGUCCACUCCGAGCCUGUAAUUAUGAGGACGGAACCGGAACCGGGCCCUUGGACUCUUCCCUUUUCCAAAGAAGAGCACAAAAGAGAAGGCUCAUCUGCAAACAUCAAAGCCAUGCUUCAGGGAUCAGUUUCCUUCAAGGAUGUGACUGUGGACUUCACCCAGGAGGAGUGGCAGCAACUGGGCCCUGCUCAGAAGGCGCUCUACAGAGAUGUCAUGUUGGAAAACUAUUGUCACCUCAUCUCUGUGGGAUUUCACAUGACUAAGCCUGAUAUGAUCCGCAAAUUGGAACAAGGAAAAGAACUAUGGACAACAGAGAAAUUUUUUCAAAGUCAGAGUUACCUAGAAGAAGAUUGGAAAGCUGAAGAUGUUUUAGUGAAAUUCAAAGAAUACCAAGACAGGCAUUCUAGGUCAGUUAUAUCCAUCAACCACAAAAGACUAAUAAAAGAGAGAAGUAACAUUUGGGGGAAAACAUUUACUAUCGACAAGAACCAUAUUAUUUCCAAAACAACACUACGUGAAUAUAAACCUGAUGGAAAAAUUUUAAAAAAUAUUUCAGAAUUAGUCAUUAGAAAUAUAAGUCCUGUAAGAGAGAAGUUUGGUGAGAGUAAUGGAUGGGAGAAAUCACUCCUUAACACUAAACAUGAGAAAAUUCAUGCAACAGUGAAUCUCUGUAAACAAACAGAAAGGAGUCUGAGUGGUAAACAAGAGCUUUUUCAACAUCGGAAGGUUCAAACUCCACAGCAAUCAUUUGAACAUAAUGAAUGUGAAAAACCCUUCCUUAUGAAAGGAAUGUUAUUUACGCAUACCAGAGCUCACAGAGGAGAAAAACCCUGUGAAUACAAUAAAGAUGGCACAGCCUUCAUUGAAAAGUCAAAUCUCAAUGUCUACCAACAAAAUAUUAUGGAGAAGAAGCCCCACUCAUACAGCAAAUAUGGGAAAUUCCUCUGUAGGAAGUCCAUUUUUAUCAUGCAUCAGAGAUCUCAAACAGAAGAGAAACCCUUUCAUUGUCCUUACUGUGGGAAUAACUUUAGAAGGAAGUCGUACCUCAUUGAACAUCAACGAAUUCACACAGGUGAGAAACCUUAUGUUUGCAGUCAAUGUGGAAAAGCCUUCCGUCAAAAGACAGCCCUCACUCUUCAUGAGAAAACACACUUAGAGGGGAAACCCUACAUUUGUAUGGAUUGUGGGAAGUCCUUCCGCCAAAAGGCAACUCUUACUAGACAUCACAAAACACAUACAGGAGAGAAGGCCUAUGAAUGUACUCAGUGUGGAAGUGCUUUUAGAAAGAAGUCAUACCUCAUUGAUCAUCAGAGAACACACACAGGGGAGAAACCAUAUCAAUGUAAUGAAUGUGGGAAGGCAUUUAUCCAGAAGACAACCCUCACUGUACAUCAGAGGACUCACACAGGAGAGAAACCCUAUAUUUGCAAUGAAUGUGGGAAGUCCUUCUGCCAAAAGACAACUCUCACUCUCCAUCAAAGAAUUCACACAGGGGAGAAACCCUAUAUUUGUAAUGAAUGUGGGAAGUCCUUCCGCCAGAAGGCAAUCCUCACUGUUCAUCAGAGAAUACAUACAGGAGAGAAAUCCAAUGGAUGUCCUCAAUGUGGGAAAGCCUUUAGUAGGAAAUCUAACCUCAUUCGCCACCAGAAAACUCACACGGGAGAGAAACCAUAUGAAUGUAAAGAAUGUGGGAAGUUCUUCAGUUGUAAGUCAAACCUCAUUGUCCAUCAGAAAACUCACAAGAUAGAAACUCCUCAUACAUGCACUGAAUGUGGGAAGUCCUUUUGCAGGAAAUCAGUAUUGAUUCUGCAUCAGGGAAUUCACACAGAAGAAAAACCCUAUCAAUGUCAUCAGUGUGGAAAUUCAUUUAGGAGGAAAUCCUAUCUCAUUGAUCAUCAGAGAACUCACACAGGAGAGAAACCCUUUGUUUGUAAUGAAUGUGGUAAGUCUUUCCGCCUAAAGACAGCCCUCACUGAUCAUCAGCGAACACAUACAGGGGAGAAAUCAUAUGAAUGUCCACAAUGUAGGAAUGCCUUUAGAUUGAAAUCACACCUCAUUCGUCAUCAGAGAACUCACACAGGAGAGAAACCAUAUGAGUGUAGUGACUGUGGAAAGUCUUUCCGCCAGAAGACAACACUCUCCCUACAUCAGAGAAUUCAUACAGGAGAAAAACCCUAUAUUUGUAAAGAAUGUGGAAAGUCCUUUCAUCAGAAGGCAAACCUUACUGUACAUCAAAGAACUCAUACAGGGGAAAAACCCUAUAUUUGUAAUGAAUGUGGAAAAUCCUUCUCCCAGAAGACAACCCUUGCUCUUCAUGAGAAGACUCAUAAUGAAGAGAAACCUUAUAUUUGUAAUGAAUGUGGAAAAUCCUUCCGCCAGAAGACAACCCUCGUGGCACAUCAGAGAACACAUACAGGGGAAAAAUCCUAUGAAUGUCCUCACUGUGGGAAGGCUUUUAGAAUGAAGUCAUACCUCAUUGAUCAUCACAGAACUCACACAGGAGAGAAACCAUAUGAAUGUAAUGAAUGUGGAAAAUCCUUCAGUCAGAAGACAAAUCUCAAUUUACAUCAGAGAAUCCAUACAGGAGAGAAACCUUAUAUUUGUAAUGAAUGUGGAAAGUCUUUUCGCCAGAAAGCAACCCUCACUGUACAUCAGAAAAUACAUACAGGGCAGAAAUCCUAUGAAUGCCCUCAGUGUGGGAAAGCCUUUAGCAGGAAAUCAUAUCUCAUUCAUCAUCAAAGAACUCAUACAGGAGAGAAACCAUACAAGUGUAAUGAAUGUGGGAAGUGCUUCCGCCAGAAGACAAAUCUCAUUGUACAUCAGAGAACUCACACAGGGGAGAAACCUUAUAUUUGUAAUGAAUGUGGUAAGUCCUUCAGUUAUAAGAGAAAUCUUAUUGUCCAUCAGAGAACUCACAAGGGAGAAAACAUGGAAAUGCAGUAACAAAGGAUGUGAUUUCUUUGUGAAGCCUUUCUAAGUUAUUGUAGAACUUUGUUUUUUUAAAGCAUGCUUAAACAUAUAUAUGAGGUAAUUUUAAUCACAAAUGUAAUAAUAAUUAUUAAUUUAAUGUACUGUACCACAUAAAUAUUUAUCUAUGUUUACUAGCAUAUGAAAUGGGUGUGAUCAUUGAUAUUGAACUUUUUAUCAGCAAUGAAGCUAAUUUUCUAAGUUUUUGAGUUCUGACUCAGUUUAUUUUUUUAAGUGCUUAUAUAGUACAUGCAGAGGCAAGAUACAAAAUGGUUAUAAGCAUCACCCUCCAUAAGAGGAAGAAAAUAUGAAAUAAACUUCUUAUUGCACUCUUCAGAAUAAAAUGUAGUUGUUACUACCCCCAAAGUUGACCACUUCCCGGUUUUUAACAUGAAAUAGUUUUCUUACUUAUUCAAACUAUAUAUGUAUUUUGUUAUUCAUUAGAAAUUCUUUUGUGUUGUUUCACUCAACGUUUUAAAGAUUCAUACAUUAUUGCAUGUGGCAGUAGUGUAUUCAUUUACAUUCUGUAUACUAUUCCAUUUUAAGAAUAUACUGCUAUUUAUCAAGCCUCUUGAUGGGUAUUUGUAUUUUUUUUACAAUUUUGUGUUGUAAUAAAAACGUGGCUGUAAA